AUGCAUUCAUAUGCCAGCCCAGACGACGAUCGCUGGGAGAACAAGCACAGCUUGUGCUCAGGCGGAGCAGCCGCUGGGGAGAAAUCAAGUGACUACGGCAAGAACUGGGACAGUCAAGGCUCCAGAAAUCAGUUAGGCAACGUCAGCCGAUUCAUCCGAAGUCCAGGGGUGUGUAUUUUGCCUGUGGGCGAGCGGGCCAAUUCAUUGCUCAAUGUCUGCAAAUCAGAGGCGAGGCGCAGAGAAUGUAAAGCUCAAAUUUGUAUUCGGGAACCCUGGCGAGGCCACUGGAGUAAACACCGGCCAGCGGGCAAACGCAUCUUGAAGCGCCAAGAAGAUUAUUCUCUUCUAAAAACGUAUGUUCGUGAAUGGCAGAAGUAUUAUGCGCAGUCAUUGUAUUUGCCAGAGCCGUUUCGUUCCUUGGAACCAGCCAUGUACGGCAGUCGGUCGCCUCAGGCGAAUCCAAAGAGCGCUCUGAACCUCAAGAGUUCAAAGUCGUACCAGGAGGAGAGCUUCGUACGUAAGAUCAUGUUGGAAACAUGGAACAGAAUAAUCUUUUACAGCAUCAAAGAACGACUACAAGCCGCUGCAAUGAGACUGGUAUUUUUGGAACGCAGCAACGAAGAUUUCGACGCGCAGUUGGUCGUCGGCGUGCGCCAGUCUUUCGGUAACAGCUGA
Molecule: messenger RNA, 675 nt
Organism: Soboliphyme baturini
Lineage: Eukaryota; Metazoa; Nematoda; Enoplea; Dioctophymatida; Soboliphymatidae
Source: the annotation of a GenBank genome assembly